AUGAUCACAAGCUCUGUCUGCUACCUGAAGCUCACCUGCAGCGGCAGCUUCACGGACUUCUCCAGCCUGCCCGCGGGGGCCUUCAAAGCCGCCUCCUUCUUCAUCGGCCUCUCCAUGAUGCUCAUCAUCGCCUGCAUCGUCUGCUUCAUCCUCUUCUUCUUCUGCAACACGGCCACCGUCUACAAGAUCUGCGCCUGGAUGCAGCUCACCUCGGGGACAAGCCUGUCAGGCUGUGUGCUCCUCCAGGCCACCUACCCGCAGAGAAGCCGCAAUGCAUCUCAGAAGGGCUAUAAAGAAAGCAGAUUUACAAAAUGCUCCAGAAACCCCAG
Messenger RNA from Alligator sinensis (Chinese alligator), 329 nucleotides. RefSeq names its product LHFPL tetraspan subfamily member 3 (gene LHFPL3). The record is from RefSeq and is a predicted model, not a curated record. The transcript has 4 exons. Gene Ontology annotation, biological process: sensory perception of sound. Gene Ontology annotation, cellular component: plasma membrane. The annotation marks the transcript as partial. NCBI's taxonomy places the organism in Eukaryota, Metazoa, Chordata, Crocodylia, Alligatoridae.